Molecule: messenger RNA, 2571 nt
Organism: Trichosporon asahii var. asahii CBS 2479
Lineage: Eukaryota; Fungi; Basidiomycota; Tremellomycetes; Trichosporonales; Trichosporonaceae
Exons: 3
Coding region: 1-2571 (856 amino acids)
Biological process (GO): positive regulation of catalytic activity
Cellular component (GO): cell periphery; fungal-type vacuole
Source: RefSeq, a predicted model, not a curated record
AUGUACCCAAACAAUAACAACUACUACGACCCUCCGUCAGACCCAAACGCGGGACCCUCAAACCUCGAUGACCGCGACCUUCAACCAGGCCGCAACCGGUCCAAGACGUUGACCACCAUUCAUUCCGCGGUCUCCCAGGCGACCCUUACCAACAACAAUUCCACUCCACCCACUCCAAACCCAGCGAACGACACAGGUCUGUCCCAAGCUUCUCUCGCCACUGCUCCUCAACGCUCCACGCAGCGAAAGGUUCGCACUGUUCCCCCCUCCGCCAUCAAUGACCCUCCAACGCCGCCGCUGGCGAGUGGUCCCACUUUCGAUGAUUCAGUGCUGAGACCACCCCGACGGCCGAAACGUGUGAGGCGUUACCGUCACUACCUCUCCGACAGUGGCUCUUCAUCAUGCGCGAGCGACGAGAGUAGCGACGACGAUGACGAGCCACCAUGGUGGACCUUUACACAGCGCGGUAUGAACCGCCUCCGCAGUGUAGCGCACCCUUCGCGCAGCGGCACGGGCGCCCAUGACGCUUCCGAAAUCGUGACUGAACCCGAAUCUAGCAGAGAAGGUGGAUACAUUGAUUGGCGUCACCGGCGCAAGAAGGAUCGAGGCAGCGGCACCCCUCCCACGCGGCAGAACAGUGGCGGACACACGCCAAAGAGCAGCGCCGCGCGUCUGUUCGAUGCCCGUCACUUUCGGACCGCCCGCAGCUCGAGGAACCAGUCGGUGGACAUUGGCGGCGGCCACUCGACAGACACGGGACGGAACAAGAGCACGCCGAUGCUGGAUCGGAUCGACACGAACUUGGCUCCCAAGGUCACACGCAGCAACUCGGCCCCGAUCAGUCCCAGGUCCAAGUCGCCCAAGUCCAAGGCCGACGGCCCGUACACUGCCGAUGGUCGCCCUCUCGUCCGCACGUCGUCACCAGAGGGUCUGGAACGUCUCUCCAGUGACCUUACUGACAGCUUGCCCGUCUCGCCUCUUGCCAAGCGACCGAGAGUGAAGCGAUUCCUCACCGCCCCAAUCCGCAGGCACAGCCUUGAUGGCGCGGACAACUAUACGGAUUCUGAAGCGACGAUGCUAGCGUCACCGCGCCUGCGAGCCAGGCAGCGCCUGUUUGGCCUGAACUCGAGCAUGUCUGGACGUGUCCCGGAAGAAGGAAUCGAAACGCCCCCGUCCGCAAACUCGGCAUCGAGGAUGCGCCGCCUGAAUGCGCAGCACCUCAGGAUCCGAAUUCCUCCAGAGAUGAAACAGCAUCUCAAACACGGUUUCCAUGCGGGCUCGUGGCAGGACGCCUUACGGUACGGCACGCUGGACAGUGACGACAUGCACGACAACUAUUUCGACGCUGGCCACUACCACCGCAACAGCGACCCGAUCGCCGGUCUCGGGAAGGAACCCAAGAUGCGUGCCGCAUCUCUGGACGGCCACACCAGCGCACUGCACAGCGGCGUUACGCCGACGCCUGUUAGCACCAGGUCGUCGAAUGGACGCACCAUGUCGCUGAACGGCCAUUCGUUCCUUCCGACACCCGAGGCGGCUCAGGAGACGCGAGAGCAGCGGAAGAAGGAGCGCGAGGAGCGAAAGCGUCGCAAGAAAUACAAGCGGUACCAGCCGCAGACGCUCCCGCCGCCUACGCCCGGCGGUCCCAUGAACCUCAUGGUGCCCGGGGAGAAGAAGGCGCUCGGGAGGGAGAACUGGGGCACCGCGAACAAUGGCCUGCCGCCGCCGGACCCGGAGACGAACCCCUUCGACCGACUGAACGCGUUCGAUAGAAUCGACGAGGAGACGCGGUCGUUCACAUCGCCUAACAAUGCGAUCCUCGAGAAGCAAUCGCCGCGCUCGUGGGCGCCAUGGUGGUUUGGGUGCUGUCGGCGACGCCGUGCGCAUGCUCCUGUCGACGACCUGGACUGGCGCACGAAGAUGCGGCGCAUGCUCUUCCUCGACGCGCGCAUCACGAUCUACAUCCGUCUCGUGAACCUCGGCAUGGCAGCGACGCUGCUCGGGCUUGCGAUUACGAUCCGCCUGAUGCUGAUCAGCCUGAACAUUGACGGCGUCAUCGGGCCGAGCACGACGCUGAUCAUUGCCUAUGCGUGCCUCACGAUCGUACACGCCCUGAUGGCCAUCUACAAGGAGUACUUUGGCCGUCCGAUCGGGCUCUGGGGCCUGCGCUCCAAGAUGCUCUGGGUGUGUCUGGACCUGCUCUUCAUUGCGCUAUGGAGCAGCGCGACCACGCUCGCCAUCAACGACUACAUCAACACGCCCCUCGACUGUACGCCUAUGACGCCGUGGUGGACGAGCGGGUCCGACUACUACAACUACCAGUACAGCUACCACCCGCAGCGCCUCGCUGCGACAACCGGUACAGGUCAAGCACAUCUGCGAGCGCCAGAUUGGCUGCUUUACGGUGUCGAUUCUCUGCCUCCUGCUGUACUGCGGGAACAUGAUUCUCUCCCUGUUCAGGAUCUUCGAGACGGUCCGCCGCACAGCCACCCCGAUCAGGAGCAUCAGCAUGUCCGUGGGGCCGUAGUGGGCCUCGACUGUAUCGAGCGGGCAUUCGGGAAUUUCGGAUAG